AUGGGAGCGACUCGACGCUACAGCUACGCGCAACAACUCAAGCCGUCCAACAUCCAACAUCCAGCUUACGCAUAUCGAUCCGAGUCGUCAGACGUCCAGCGUUCGACCAUAUCGCGCUGCCGAAAAGAAACGUUUGCUGUUCUCGCGGGGCCGAUGCUACCUUCGUUGCCGCCUUCCCAUGACCUCAAAACGUUGCCAGACCAUCGUGUCUUUGAAUGUUGCUUUACCCCACUGCUGAUGAUGCUGGUAGUCCUGCUGGCAUAG
Molecule: messenger RNA, 264 nt
Organism: Pseudozyma hubeiensis SY62
Lineage: Eukaryota; Fungi; Basidiomycota; Ustilaginomycetes; Ustilaginales; Ustilaginaceae
Product: Uhrf1 protein
Exons: 1
Coding region: 1-264 (87 amino acids)
Source: RefSeq, a predicted model, not a curated record